Molecule: messenger RNA, 6778 nt
Organism: Doryrhamphus excisus (bluestripe pipefish)
Lineage: Eukaryota; Metazoa; Chordata; Actinopteri; Syngnathiformes; Syngnathidae
Source: RefSeq, a predicted model, not a curated record
UCUCCUUCGCCGUACGUCAUUGGCAGUAUGGGCGAUAUAUGGAAACCAACUUGAGCUCUGCGCGUUGUUCCACGUUGCCAUCAUUUACUAAGUUGUAUCCUCGAAUGGCGGGUCGAGAAGAUGAUUUAAAAGCUUUCUUCUCAUCUUGACGGGACGGUUUUGAAGCUGCGCUGUUGAUCAUCUCCAGCUUCAUGGAAAGGAGUGUAGGCCUAUAGUUUCCUUGGAUGGAAAGGACUCUGACACCUUAAAGGAUGAGUCACAAAUGGUGUACCUGGGUUAAACUAAACAGAACGUUUCAUUCAUGCAAAUCAGAAUGCUCCCCAUUUAUCUUCUCAGGUACCUUCCACCGCUCAAUCAUCGUGCAACAUCCUCAUUGCGGCAAGACCGUCUCCCUCAACCAGAAACACAUCUUCCGAGCUAGAAAGGCACGGCUAUGCAAGGCUUACCAACUUAGACAGAAACCCGGGCUCCACACCAGCGGCUUGUUUUUGAACACUUCAGCGUCGCGUUGGUCUGCAGGCCUCAGCCAACACAUGUCACGGGUGAGGAACACGCUGGACACAGUUUCUCGAGUUGUGACGCAAAACGACCUGCUCUCCAAGAUCGCCAGACUCAAACCCCACAAUGCUGGGCCAAGUGUGGAAAAAACACCCACUGCUGUUUCUGCUACUCCCAAGCAUGUGGCUAGCCCACCUUCUAGUCUGGCAUCGUCCUCUUCACAGCCUCGAAACGGCACAGAAGUGAAAGAGCAAAGCCUGAGGCAUGUCGCUCCUGCUGUCAGAGCAGAGGAGCCGAGACAGUCAUCCAAUGAGAAAGCACUUUUCCACCCCGGCAACUAUUCAGUCAACCUGGAUGAAACCUACAACUACUUAGCCCAUCAUAUUAAUUCCUACUUCAGUACAAAAACUCGGGACCAUGUCGAUGAAUCCGCUGCAUCCCCGCAUCAAGAAUUAAAUGACCUCUUACGUAAUAAAUCACCUCCUCAUCCUCCUGCUGCUCCCGCAUCCCCCAAGAAAGGCUUGGGCCACUACCUGUCAUACUCCUCUCCCACCGUGCAAGCUUUUGUGGGCAGCUACAUUGCCCCCUUGGUGCCAAGGUUCAGGACAGGGGAGUCCAAAAGUGCCACAGAUGAAGCCAACAAGCUUGAGGAUGAAGCGGCAGUGAAGCAGGUGGAGGUCGGCGUCAGCAAAGAGCUCAAGGCGGCAGAGGAGAAGGCCAAGAAACUUCUGCUCCAAAGGGAAAAGAUCAUUGCCAGGGUGAGCGUGGACAAUCGAACCCGGGCUCUGGUGCAAGCGCUUCACAGGGCCACGGACGUGAGGGUCUACGUCAGCAGAGUGGAGGACCUCAGCUACCAUCUCCUGGAGUUUCCUGAGACUUGUGGCGUUGCUGUCAAGGAGAAAGUAAUCCCCUGCCUGCUGCGUCUCCAACAAGCAAGUGACCCCGGGCUGAGGGAAGCAGUGAGAGAAGCGCUUGCUUUGGUGGGCUACCAUAAGCCAGUUAAAGGCCGAGGCAUACGCAUCCUGUCCAUAGAUGGAGGAGGUUUACGGGGACUUCUUGCCCUUCAGACGUUGCACAAAUUGGAAACCCUGAGCGGCAAGCCCAUUUACAAACUCUUUGAUUAUAUUUGUGGUGUCAGCACAGGCGCUAUCCUGGGGUUCAUGCUGGGCGUGUUCCAGAUGCCGACCAGCGAGUGCGACGACCUUUACCGCAAGCUGGGCUCGGAUGUUUUCAAGCAGAAUGUCAUUGUUGGCACGGUGAAGAUGGGAUGGAGCCACGCGUUCUACGACAGCGAAGUCUGGGAGAGCAUCCUCAAAGAAAAAAUGGGCUCACACCUCCUUGUGGAGACUUCUAGAAACCCGGAAUGUCCCAAAGUGGCAGCAGUGAGCACCGUCGUGAACAGGGGCACGCCACUGAAGGCCUACGUGUUCAGAAACUACAACCUGCUGCCAGGGGUACGCUCCCACUACCUGGGGGGCUGCCAACACCGGCUCUGGCAGGCUAUCCGUGCCACAUCUGCGGCUCCAGGGUAUUUCCAGGAAUUCCCCUUGGGGAGGGACCUCCAUCAGGACGGGGGGCUGCUCAUUAACAACCCCACAGCGCUGGCCAUCCACGAGUGCAAGUGUGUGUGGCCAAACACCCCCCUGGAGUGUGUGGUCUCGCUGGGUACGGGGCGCUUGGACGCUGCGGGUAAGAACAGCUCCACCUACACCAGCCUCAAGACGAAAAUCAACAACGUCAUCAGCAGCGCCACCGACACGGAAGAAGUCCACGCCAUGCUGGACGGCUUCCUGCCCGCCGACACGUACUUCCGCUUCAACCCCUACGUGAGCGAAGACAUCUCCAUCGACGACAACCGGCAGGAGAAGCUGAGCCUCGUGCAGGCCCACGGCGUCCGCUACCUGGAGAGGAACGAGGACAAACUGAGGAAGGCGGCCAGCAUCCUCACCAGAGAGAAAGGCUCGGGCCAGAGGCUGGCGGAGUGGAUCAGGAGCAGGGUGGACUCGUACGGCUCCUUUCCAGAUCUAAACUAAACCAGAUCAUAAAUAUGAAAUUGCUUUUUGGAACAGGAAGUUGGGAUGGGCGUCGGCCACCUUUUGUCAGCCUUGCCUCCUGCAGUCUACCACGGCUCCUGAUGCUCAGGUCUCAUGCGUGCUUCCCAGGGCCCUGUGAGUGUGGCAUUGAUCGACCGCUGGCUGGAAUCUGACACGAUGUGUAAAUACAAUUAUUACAGUGUUAGUUAUCACCCUUAUAUAAUAUAUAAUAAAUGAUUGACUGAGUAAAGCCGGCUUAAGGAGCAAGCUAACCUGAUGUUGAAUUGUUGGAAGGGCCACGGCCUUGCUGGAGUGGAGGAAUCUUGGGUGGAAAGCUGGGUUCUUCCACAGGCCUCGGCCUGGGUUUGUUUUACCCGAUUGGUUGUUGCAAUCGCAACCCUGCUCAAAGUUCAACGUGACAUUCAAAACAGUUACUACCCGUCGGGGAAUCGCACCACGGUCUUCCACGUGACAGGUGGAGAUACUGUCCACUGUACUAAUGAGGACUGCUGCGGAGCUGAUGUGGUGUCAAUCGGCCAAGGGGGAAUUCAGAACAGGCUGGUGGUCCAUGACCGUUUUUAUGGUAGCUGGAGACUUCAACCAGUGAACUCCAUCAGUUUUCUGGACUGCUUAUCCUCAACAUCAACAAACCGUGUUCCCCACGCGUUACCAGCAUGAGGACAUUCCAGACCAAGAUGAGAACACACUGGACCAGGUACACAGCCCCAGACACCCUGCCCCCACUUUUCACCCAGACUGACAAAGUCACAUUACCUUUGCAACUGAAAUAGCUCAGUUGGCAGAGCGUUAGACUGAAGAUCUAAAGGUCCUUGGUUCAAUCCCAGGUUUCAGCACAAUCCGUAUUUACAGUCGGACUUGAUCAGUCCUCUUAAAAGCCUGUGGUGUAGUGGUUAUCACAGUUGUCUCACACCCAAAAGGUCCCCAGGUGGAAACAUGGUCUCAAGUCCUUCUGUUACAAAAAAAUCAAGGUGACAAAUGGGAAUUAAAACUAAGCAGUGAUGAGCGGGGUCCGCGCGCAAGUCCGAGGUGCGCAGACGGUUGGGAAAUAAAAACAGUGCAACCAGAGGUACGACGCUUAUUAUUUUCAACCAUGAGAGGGCGACACCAGUGCCAAGGUGGGUAUGUGCUCACAUCCUGUUUGACGGCCCAACUCGCCAUGAAAAUGUUUGAGACGAUCCGCCCAUGCAUAGGGAAGUAACGGCAGAUAUACAUUUCCACCAGUUGGUGGCGCCAUACAGUCUAUGGAGAGACCAGAGGUUGACCCAACGUACCAAAAAAAAAUGUAAGACAUAUACAUUUCCACCAGUUGGUGGCGCUUUAUAGUGUAUGUACGCACACAGUCAUAGACCAGAGGGUACCCCAAACCACCAGAAAAAAAUUGGGGCAGAUCCGACCAUGUGGGAGGAAGUUACGGUAGAUAUACAUUUCCACCAGUUGGUGGCGCUAUACAGUCUAUUUACACAGAGAGUCAGACUGGAGGGUGACGGAACUGACCCCAAAAGAAAUCUGAGACGAUCCGACCAUGCAUGAGAAAGUUAAGGCAGAUAUACAUUUCCACCAGUUGGUGGCGCUGGUUUUUGAACAUGGGUUCUGGAGCGUUGGUGCGUCCUAUCACGAGUGAUGUCUCCUCCGAAAAUCACGCCGAUACGUGCAACAGGAGGCGAGGGAUAAUUAUUUUAAAACUUGUAGGUGGCGCUAGUGAGUCAAUUUGGCCUGGUUUCAAAUGGGGGCCCCACCAGGGCCCUCAGGCCUGGAUUAUGACCCCCGUAUGAGUUUAAGCACAUGUGACCUUCUGCAGGCGAAUGAUGACCCUUUGAGGGUCAAUGGUGAGGCCUGAGCAUUCGCCGCCAGGCCACGCCCACCACGCCCACCACGUGCACUUUUCCUGCAUCAUGGUCCAUCAACAGGCUGUCAGGCAGUGACCUUGUGACCUUGAUGUUCAUCUGAUGACCAGAAAAGGCCUCAUGUAGAUCACAACACUUCAGCCUGUUGCCAAUAGGUGGCGCUGUGACUAAAUCAGGAAGUGACCUAUGGGGACCUUCGGGGCGGGGCCAUGAUCACAUGUACCAAGUAUGAUGAAGAUCUGACCACGUGGAGCCAAGUUAUUCACGUCUACAGUUACACUUUUUUUUCCUUUAUUUGGGCAAAUAUAUGAAAUAUUACAGUGUAUUUCUUACAUCAAUGAAAAUAUAACUUUCCAUUAUUUACAUUUGUAUUCAACUAUCUGAUAACAAGCCCAAAAGGAGUAGGCAGAAGCAAAAGCUUAUAAAUGCCUACCCCUUUUUGCAGGAUAUAAUCAUGUUCAUGCCACUGUCUUGUUUCCCCUCUUAUUAUUUUCAUUGUAAUAUUAUUAUUAUUAUUAUCAUUAUUAUCAUUAUUGUUAUAAUCUUUAUCAUUAUUACCAUCAUUAUAAUCAUCAUUAAUAUUACCAUUUUCAUCACUGUAGUUAAAAAUGUUGUGAUUUUUUAUUUUUAAUUAUUAUUAUUUAUUUAAUUAUUUCUAUUUAUUUACUUAUUUUCUGGAUUGCAUGUGUCUAAUCUUAUGCAUUAAAAAACAAGAAGUUGAGACCGUGUCUGGACAGGUGACCAACCCAAACAUCAGUUUCUUCUUGUUAAACCAGGGGUGGGCAAACUACGGUCCGGGGGCCACAUCCGGCCCGCCAAGUGUUUGAAUACGGCCCGCCCAAUCUUUCCAAAGUAUUUCAUUUAAAGUCAACAUACAAGCUGGCAUCAUGGCCUGAGCCAACCUUUUGAUGGUUGGAUCAAUUUCGUUGUUUGACAUGGUGUGUUGUUUACAAAGUGCUCCUGAAAAAAGAGACACAAGCACAUAAUAAUAAUAACAAUUUAAAUAAUAAUGAUUAUAUUAUUAUUAUAACUAUUAUGAUUAUUAUAUUUAUUAUAUUAAUGCUAAUUAUUAUAUUAAUUAUAUAUAAUAUUGUUAUAUUUGCAUAUUUUACAUAAUAAUAAUAUAAUUAUUAUUAUUUUAAUUUUAUUGUAAUUAUUAUAAUAUUUUAUUAUUUUUAAAAUACUUAAAUAUAAAUAUAAAAUAAUAAAUAAUAAUAGCAGAUUGCAUGACAAUUUUACAGAUACAAUAAUACCAGGUGGACUGUUACGUGUAAAAUAUAUAGUCUGCCCCCCCCCCCCGGAAAUGUUGUUAUAUCAAUGCGGCCCGCGAGUCAAAAAGUUUGCCCACCCCUGUGUUAAACCCUACCUGAGGUUUUUAGACGUGUUUAUUAGUUUGUGUGCGUCUAGUCUUGGGCAUUAGGAAGCAAGGUUUUAGGUCUGUGCUCAAACCAAUUUUUGAAGCAAUCAUGUCUUGCUGUCCAUUAUUACUAUUUUUUGUAAAGUAAUAAUUAAUAAUAAUUCAUGAUAAUAAUAAUGAUAAUCCCUACCUCUAUAUUUAUGCAUGUUAGCCUGGGUACCUCUAACAAUUUAUAGUUAUAAAGGUAUUAAGGUAAUAUUCUUACAUUUCUCAUAUCAGUCAAUCAGAGAUUCCAGCAGUGAUGACAAGACAGUAGAAUGAUCAUUAUUAAAAUAUAAUUAUUAAAAUGAUAUUUAUAAUCAGACACUUAUCUUGUACUGUGUCACAUUUCAUUGAAUUUACAACUAAAUUAAAUUCAGUAGUGCCACCAAUUUUUUUUUUCUCCCCCCAAAAUCAACAAUAUUUUUUUCCUGUGGCUACCGUGUAGCGUAGGCUUUUACCAAAGGUAUCAAAACGAUUCCAAAUAGGAACAAUGGUUGGGCGCCAGACAGGGAAAAGAUAAACUGACCUGUCAAUUAACAAGAUAACCUUUGGAUUUAUUCAUCCGGCUAGCCCAGGGGUCAGCAACCCACGGCUCCGGAGCCGCAUGUGGCUCUUCAGUGUCUCUGUUGUGGCUCCCUUCGCAAUGCUCAAGUAUUUUUUUUUUUACACUAGAAUGAGGAAAAUACGCAUCUUUGGAAUGAGUUUUGAAAAAAAAUCAGACUUUCUGUGAGACCGUAUACUAGCAAGAGUACUUGAUCAAGUCCACUUUUUCUCUUCUGAACUACUUUGAUACCCCAAAAUUCCCUCCAAAUCUGGCAAUCAAUCAAAAUCUUGGGAGAAUCGCAAUUUGUUGUGGAUUUGAACACGUUGCUACACAUUUCUUAAGGUGCCAGGUCUUGAGGUUUCACCAAGAUGAUCACGCUUUGAGUUGGCUUCCAUUACACACAAACACUGUACUUCUACUUGUUGUAUUCUGCUCUUAA